UGGGUCGGAGCCAACAUGGAGACCUCAGUGGGAUGGGGGUGAAACUGCUGUUGCCGAUUGCUCCUGUUCUCCUGCCGCAUCAUGUUGGUGCAUUUAUUUCGGGUCGGGCUUAGGAACGGUCCUGUCGCAGGCAGGCCGCUGCUCCCCCUCCGCUUCCAGUCAUUCUCGGCCGUCAGGCACUCUGAUGGCCAUCACAGCUCCUACCUCCUCAAGGCCGUGGCCCGGCUGCGGUGCCAGCUCCGGGCCUGCCUCCCUCGAGUGCCCCCAGCUCCCAGCAGAAGCCCCUCUGCCUGGCGCUGGGCUGGGGGAGCCCUCCUGGGCCCCGUGGUGCUGAGUAAGUGCCCCCGCCUCUACCGUGUGGCACUGUGUGAGGCAGAAGAGGCCCGCCCUGCCGGCUCCAAGCCCUGUGUCGUGGAAUCCCACUUUAACUGGAGGCUCUUCUGGCAGUUCCUGCACCCUCACCUGCUGGUCCUGGGGACAGCCAUUGUGCUGGCACUGGGUGCGGCACUGGUGAACGUGCAGAUCCCCCUGCUCCUGGGCCAGCUGGUAGAGAUCGUGGCCAAGUACACAAGGGAGCACGUGGGCAGCUUCUUGAACGAGUCCCGGAAUCUCGGCACCAAACUGCUCCUCCUCUACGGCCUCCAGGGACUGCUGACCUUUGGGUACCUGGUGUUGCUGUCCCGCAUCGGCGAGCGCAUGGCCGUGGACAUGCGCAGGGCCCUCUUCAGCAACCUGCUCCGGCAAGACAUUGCUUUCUUUGAUGCUAAAAAGACUGGGCAGCUGGUGAGCCGACUGACAAGUGACGUGCAGGAAUUUAAAUCAUCCUUCAAACUUGUCAUCUCUCAGGGGCUGCGAAGCUGCACCCAAGUGGUUGGCUGCCUGGUGUCCCUGUCCAUGCUGUCCACACGCCUCACGCUGCUGCUGAUGGUGGCCACGCCCGCCCUGAUGGGAGUGGGCACCCUGAUGGGCUCGGCGCUCCGAAAAUUGUCUCGCCAGUGUCAGGAGCAGGUUGCCAGGGCGACGGGGGUAGCGGAUGAGGCCCUGGGCAACGUUCGGACGGUUCGAGCCUUCGCCAUGGAGCAGCGGGAAGAGGAACGCUAUGGAGCAGAGCUGGAGGGGUCUCGCUGUAAGGCAGAGGAGCUGGGCAGAGGCAUCGCCUUGUUCCAGGGGCUUUCCAACAUAGCCUUCAACUGCAUGGUCUUGGGCACCCUGUUUAUUGGGGGUUCCCUUGUGGCUGGGCAGCAGCUGAAGGGAGGAGACCUCAUGUCCUUCCUGGUGGCUUCGCAGACAGUGCAGAGGUCCAUGGCCAACCUCUCUAUCUUGUUUGGUCAGGUGGUGCGGGGGCUCAGCGCAGGUGCCCGGGUCUUCGAGUACAUGACACUGAGCCCGUGCAUCCCACUGUCUGGGGGCAGCUGCAUCCCCAGGGAGCACCUGCGUGGGUCUAUCACGUUUCACAACGUCAGCUUCAGUUACCCCAGCCGCCCCGGCUUCCAGGUGCUCAGAGACUUCACCCUCACGUUACCCCCUGGCAAGAUCGUGGCCCUCGUGGGCCAGUCCGGCGGAGGAAAGACCACCGUGGCUUCCCUGCUCGAGCGCUUCUACGACCCCACAGCAGGCAUGGUGACGCUAGACGGGUGGGACCUGCGCACCAUCGACCCCUCCUGGCUCCGGGGCCAGGUCGUCGGGUUCAUCAGCCAGGAGCCAGUCCUGUUCGGAACCACAAUCAUGGAAAACAUCCGCUUUGGGAAGCUGGGUGCCUCCGAUGAAGAGGUUUACACGGCUGCCCGGGAGGCCAACGCACACGAGUUCAUCACCAGCUUCCCGGAGGGCUACAGCACCGUAGUCGGUGAGCGGGGUGCAACCCUGUCUGGUGGCCAGAAGCAGCGCCUGGCCAUCGCCCGCGCCCUCAUCAAGCAGCCCACGGUGCUGAUCCUGGACGAGGCGACCAGUGCGCUGGACUCGGAGUCUGAGCGGGUGGUGCAGGAAGCCCUGGACCGCGCCAGCACGGGCCGCACGGUGCUGGUCAUCGCCCACCGGCUCAGCACCGUGCGUGGGGCCCACCACAUCGUCGUCAUGGCCCACGGCCAAGUCUGUGAGGCGGGGACCCAUGAAGAGCUGCUGAGGAAAGGCGGGCUCUAUGCCGAGCUCAUCCGGAGACAGGCCCUGGAUUCCCCACCUCCUGAGGCGCCCAGAGGCCCCAGGAACCGCCACCCCAAUUCCUGAGAGCAGCCCCCUGCAGUCUGGUCACUGCCAAGCAUCAGUGCCCGGGGCCAGGAACUGAGCCCCCAGAAGGGCCGGCAUGCUGGUUGUGGCCGCCCUCCUCACAGUGAGACCCGGCCAAGCGCUGGGCUGGGAGGAGGUUAGGACUGUUCCCAUCCACUCCCCCUCCCGCCGCCAGGCUGCCACCCUCCUGCCAGAGCCAGUGAGUCACUGGGCUGCACACAGGAGGAGGCACAGUCCCCAGGCCCUGCUCUGUUCCUCCCUUUGCCCAGACCCUCCCCGACCCCUCUUGGAAACUGCUGAGUCUCCCCUCUACCUGACCGCCUAACGGCGUCCAGGCCCCAGCUCCGGAGACUAUAAGCCAGGGUCAGGGAGUGGUAGAAAAUGCACGCUGGGGCUCUUCCCCACACCCAUGCCAGCACCUCACGUUCCUAGGCUGGCUUCUGACACCCCUCCGUCCCCACCGUCACUCUGGGCCCUGGGAGAAGGAGCUCACCUCUUGGGCCAACCCCUCAAACCUGUAGUCCCCGUCCUGCGAACAAUUUCUCUUCCCUCACACGGUCCUUAUUUCUAGAGUUCUCCCUCCCCCGAUCCCAAUGGGACAGAUGCCUAGUAGGCCCCGGCCCUCGGCCCUCGGGAGGCAGAAGGAAGGCACGUGCUCUCCGGUCCAGCCUGGCUGUCUCACCACUGCCCCACCUCCCCCGCCCCGUCUGCCACCUGGCCAGAUUGUGGACAGCCCCCUUCUUUGUGACGACACCAGCUUUGAAGGGGACAGAGAAGGCGUUUGGGACACACCCCAAACUCCAGCCACGGGGCACGUAGUGCCAACAGCCACCAAGCCGUUCAGGAAGGGAUACUACUAAGCCCCUUGGGCUGACAAAAUGGAAAACCAGUCCGAGGAGGAGCAUCACUGCCAGACCACGGAGGUUGGGACCAGAGCCUCGCCCUGAAAAAGGACUGGCCAGCCGCCCGCAUGGCGUGAGCCUGUGGCCCUGUGAGUGAGGUGGGACUGGGUUCCGUCAGCUUCUGAGGACCUUUGAGUAGCCGGGGUCUCCCACCAGCCCCUGUGGACUUCCAGAGACGGUCAUCCCUCUUGUCUUGGUGCUGCUCACGUCAACGUCACCUCCCACCAGGCAGCCUUUCCCGUUCACAGCCAUGUGCAGGCUGAGGGCCCCACUGAACCCUGCGCCCUAGGGUGGGCAGAGGAAUUGCCUGUGCCCUGUGUCAGACCUUCAAGGCCAGCCAAGCAUUUUGGAUUUAUCAUGUGACACGAAGGGUGAGGCCAUGUUUCGAGGGGUGGCAGCAACUGCAGCUGCAGGGCGAGCAGAGUUGGCUGCAGCUGGAGGCCAGCCUGGAAGAGGUAGCAGUGGCGCAGGUGUGAGUGCAGGAUCUGCGUGUGAGACCCCGCAGCCUCUUCUGGGUGUGGUUUAGGACCAGAUGCCACUUUGGGGACAAACCACCCAAAAUACUCCAGGGCCAUAGCCGCCCUGUUUUGCUGCCCCACUUCCUGACUGAUCAGAGGUCAUACCCCAGGGCAGCCUCAGCCCAGGAGGCAGAGCAUGGGGUAGGCUCUGGGUUGCUUUGCCACUAAACACCUCCUAGCGCAGCCAAGGGCAGGCCUCAGCGCCCUGGCCAAGUCCACGCGGGCCUGCCCAGCCCCUCCCUUGGGAGAGCCAGUUCCUGCUCCUCCGGCCUCUGACACCAGAUUCUAGGUCUCUCCUUACCCCCUCAGGGUGGCCUCUGAAUCCUGCCUCCCGCCCAGCUCAACUAAGGAAGUAGUGAGAUCCAUGCUAGCCUUCAGCUGGAAGGCAGUGCCAUUGGCCCUGUGUAGCCUUAACCUCGACCUUGGCUCCCGCAGCUGUUCACUGUGGAUUGUAAGCCUGGCUGUGCUUAAUCUUGAAAACUUGUUUUAAGGGUUUAAAUGGAAUAAUCUGUGGUCAAGUACUUAAAAUUCACAAUGCUGCAGCCUCAGGAGGUGGUCACAUCUGUGCAAUAAACCAUGUCAUCCACCCAUUCUGUCCAAAACGUGUUCAUUAAG
Molecule: messenger RNA, 4258 nt
Organism: Hipposideros armiger (great roundleaf bat)
Lineage: Eukaryota; Metazoa; Chordata; Mammalia; Chiroptera; Hipposideridae
Gene: ABCB8
Product: ATP binding cassette subfamily B member 8
Exons: 17
Coding region: 82-2223 (713 amino acids)
Biological process (GO): oligopeptide export from mitochondrion
Cellular component (GO): mitochondrial inner membrane
Molecular function (GO): ATP binding; ABC-type oligopeptide transporter activity; ATP hydrolysis activity
Source: RefSeq, a predicted model, not a curated record